Messenger RNA from Prunus dulcis (almond), 1398 nucleotides. RefSeq names its product pentatricopeptide repeat-containing protein At4g38150. The coding region runs from base 198 to 1151 and encodes 317 amino acids. The record is from RefSeq and is a predicted model, not a curated record. Gene Ontology annotation, molecular function: protein binding. The transcript has a single exon. NCBI's taxonomy places the organism in Eukaryota, Viridiplantae, Streptophyta, Magnoliopsida, Rosales, Rosaceae.
CCUUCUUUUCGAAAUUCCGUAUUUGCCCUCGUUGUUUUCUUGAAUGACCAGUGUGCCCGCUUCUUUGCCGUAUAUGCCACAAUCAGAGUCCUCUUUUUUCUCUCUUUGGUUUGAACCCUAAAACCUUACUCUCCCUUAAACCCUAAAAUUGAAGAACGUAAAGCUCGUCACUUUAUUGAUCAGAAAUCUCUGGGGCCAUGCCAUCGUUUCACGGUCGGGUUUCUAAGCACAUCUUGUCCGCAAUUUCUAACCCUCUUCGCCAUUCAUCUGAACCCCCCAUUUCAACGAGCUUGUCGAUAAAACUGCGUCGUUUAAGCUCCACAGCUGAUCGCAGCGGUGAAAUGGAGGCACCAGAGCAACAACCUCCAGAGCCCAUACCCAAUAGACCUUUGAGAGGCCAAAGACCAUCCAAUCCCCCGACCUCCCCUCUUCAAUUCCUCAACAAAAACUCACCCAUUUCAGAAAAGAGGAGAGAGAACCCUUCUCCGCCAUUGCAGGACAGCAGUUUUCUUGAAAAGCUCAAGCUUGGUCUUGACAAGUCCAAGAGAGAAAAGCCUCAAGAAGUUGACAAGCCGCCCCAGCCACCUGAAGAAGCAGACGAGAUAUUCAAGAAGAUGAAGGAGACGGGUCUCAUUCCCAAUGCUGUGGCCAUGCUUGAUGGGCUUUGCAAAGAUGGGCUGGUUCAGGACGCCAUGAAGCUUUUUGGGUCGAUGCGGGAAAAGGGUACUAUUCCUGAGGUUGUUAUAUACACUGCUGUGGUUGAUGGGUUUUGCAAAGCCCAGAAGCUUGAAGAUGCUAAGAGGAUUUUCAGGAAGAUGCAGAGCAAUGGGAUUAUUCCCAAUGCUUUUAGUUACACUGUGUUGAUACAGGGGUUGUAUAGGUCUAAUAAGUUGGAGGAUGCUGUUGAAUUUUGUGCUGAAAUGCUGGAAGCCGGUCACUCACCGAAUGUAGCUACUUUUGUGGGGUUGGUUGAUACGAUUUGUAAGGAAAAGGAUUUGGAAGAAGCUGAAAGUGUUAUUGGGAAGUUGAAGCAAAAGGGGUAUUUGGUUAAUGAGAAGGCUGUUAGAGAGUUUUUGGACAAAAAAGCACCAUUUUCGCCCACAGUUUGGGAAGCUAUCUUCGGGAAGAACAAGUCACGGAAUUUUUUUUGAGUUCUCUUGUUCAUUAGAAGCAUAAGAAAUUGUAAGUUUUGCUGUUCUGCUGUUGAUUAUAAAAGAUUGAGUUUCUUUGGCUUUGUUAAGACCUUGUCCCUCGAUUGUAUGAGGAGGGAUAGCAUGAGAAUAACAUCAAUGACACCCUUGGAAAUUCACUUUGUUAAUAACGGUCAUGAUUCCUUGUGCUUUAUAUGGUUGUUGAGGAUUUGUCAGCAUAAGUUUUUUAAUAAAGUUUUAUACAGUU